This is a messenger RNA of Pecten maximus, 4006 nucleotides long. RefSeq names its product zinc finger protein 341-like. The record is from RefSeq and is a predicted model, not a curated record. Bases 56 to 3070 code for a protein of 1004 amino acids. Lineage: Eukaryota; Metazoa; Mollusca; Bivalvia; Pectinida; Pectinidae. The transcript is spliced from 12 exons.
GAUGGCGCUAUUGAUGGAACAGCAGAUCUGAAGGCGAAAAACACAAAAAGAAAUUAUGGCGCAAACGUUUUUGGAGCCCUUUUCAGUGUCUGGGAUGGAUUGUCAGACUGCAGUGGCAGUUCAGUCAUUGUUGGAGUCUACAGUUAGUGAAGCUUCACCAAUUGACGAAGAUGAUGUCUUUCAAUGUGGAAAGUGUAAAAAACAGUUCACAUCUCUUGGUGCCUUUGUAAACCACAAACAGAGUCGAUGUGUUGCUCAGAAAACCCUUCAGCAGAUGACCAAUGCUAUCUGUAGUGCUGUCAAUACUGUACCUGUAUCAUCAAGCUUAAUCCAAAACGUCAACAAAGGGCCUCAACUCAUACAGACGUCUUACACACCACAGACCUCCAUCACCCAGCUUCCACAGAAUAUGGUCCUCACUGAUGAUCUCAUGUCUUUUGCCAAUGUAGAUACAUCAGCCAUUCAACUGCAAGCCUCCACUUUACAGUCCGCUGGCCCAUUUCUAUCUCAGGUUGCAAAUUUCACUUCAAGGUCACCAAACAAUGUUACCAUUCUUAGUCCUGUGACCACAUCACUGCCCUCUAGUGGCUCCGCCUUCACCAGCACAGUCCAUUCCACCAAUCAGAUUCACCUGCAGCCAGUGCAGCAACAAAUCACUUUGACAACUCUCCCCGAGAAACCUAUAGCCCCUAAUAUGGGAAACAUUGCUAAACCUAGUCCGACUAAGGCUGGAAGAAAAUCAGCCCAAGCUAGCCUUGUAACAGUUGUUUCAGCUGAUUCACUAGUAAAGCUCAAACGCAGUAAAAAUGGCAACAUGGUGUUGGAUGAGAAGAAGAAACUUCGUUGUAACUACUGUGAUAAAACAUUUGCUAAGAACUUUGAUCUUAACCAACAUGUGCGAGCACACACAGGAGAAAAACCCUUCCAGUGUAUUGUUUGUGGACGAGCCUUCGCACAGAAAUCUAACGUCAAAAAACAUAUGGCAACACAUAAGGUAUGGCCAGCAGGUGCAGGAUCCACCCUGCCAAACCAGCCAUCACCACUGUUGAUAGAGGAAGAUGAGCCUCCUCUUGAAUCUUCGCUAGAUCCACCUCCAUCUCAGGAAUUGAACCAGAACCAACUUAUGACCCAUGAAGAUUCUCUUGCUCAUAUCACUGAUGUUCCACAGGUGGUCGUCAUGGAUAACAAUCCUAUUGUGGAUCCAACAGUUGUUGAUCCAUGUGGAUUACAACAAUCUGGACAAAUGUUGGAAGAAAAGCCACCAGAUGAUGCAGAGAAUACCAAGGUAAAGGUUGUUGUAGACAAUUCUUACCUGUGUCAAUACUGUUGUGCUAAGUUCAGGACUUAUUUCCAGCUCAAGACGCAUAUGGUUCAUCAUAAGGAUCAGCAGGUGUACAAGUGUGUGGUGAAGGAAUGCCAUGAUACCUUUAAAGACCUGGAUUCAUUCUUAGAGCACAUCAAGUCGCAUGAGGAAGACAUGACCUACAGGUGUCAUAUGUGCAACAAGUUCUUCCCGACCUUGUACGACCUUGGUGUCCAUCAGUACACUCACAGCCUUUACCCUAAUCAGGGGAUCAAACCUGGGCCGCGGCAUUUUCAAUGCACGAAGUGUAUGAACAAGUACUCCACUCCAGAAGCCUUAGAACACCACUUGGCAACCUCUACUCACAAUCACUCCUGCCCACACUGUGAGAAAACAUUCACCUGUGAGAGAUACCUGAGGCGCCAUCUUCCCUCCCAUGGAUCUGAAGGACAGUUCCAGUGUCCAACAUGUAACAAGAGGUUUAAGGGAGAGCAUUACCUUAAAAUGCACAUGUUGAUACAUAGUGGGGAGAAACCUUUCCAGUGUGAUGUUUGUUCUGCUUCAUUUAACCGGAAAGACAAACUCAAACGGCACAUGCUAAUACAUGACUCAAACAAACGUUAUAGGUGUCCUUUCAAAGCCCUCACAGGAUGUCAGAAGGAAUUUAAUCGUCCAGACAAGCUGAAGUCUCACAUUCUCACCCAUAGUGGAAUAAAGCCCUACAAGUGUCGAGAGUGUGGUCGGUCAUUUGGUCGGAAACCACAUUUAAGAGAGCAUGAACGUGGACAUAGAGCAGACUUUAAAUUCAAAUGUGAAACAUGUGGAAAAGGAUUUUUCCGGCCUAAACUUUUUCAUGAUCAUAAAUGUCACCCAUUAAAGCCUGGCCAGGCCCAUGUAUUUAAGCCUCGAAACAAAAGGAAAGUAGGCCGUCCGAAGAAAAGAGUUCCUUCUGAAACUGAUGGUGUUAAGGUUGAAAAUACCAUGACGCUAGACAAUAAAGAGGAAAAAUCAUCUACAGCACCUGAUGCUAUGGGAGAUGCACACAAUGUGAUUGUUCAGAAGGAAAAAGCAAGGAAUGAAUCUGGUGGUAUUUAUGUGAAUGAGCAGCUAGUGGCAGGUAUGAAUGAGCAGGAACAGGGAGGAGAACUAUCAACCGUUCCAGAAAAGCGUAUUUCACGAAGCAAUAACAUAACACCAUCAGGCAAAAAACCUGAAUUUUGUGUAAAAGUGAGUGCUCCUCCUCCCGUUCCCCCUCCAGUGGCGCCUAGGUAUGUUACUGUACACAUACAGAACAAUAACACCGCCACCGGGCAGGACAUUCAGACACACCUAAUGCCUCACCCCUCCCAACAACUUGUCUCUCACCAACAUGGAACCAACACCAACAUGCAGCCCAUCACCAUUAUAGAGGCCCAGCAUGUCCCGAUGCACCUGCCUAUGAUGACAGGCCUGGACAACAACACUGUAGAGCCCAUCACAAUGCAAAUGGCCACUGUCAGUGGUGCUGAAUCUCUAGCACAGAGUGUGGCUGCUGUAGGCGGUGUUGUAAGUGAACUGAUUCCUGUGGCAGUUGCCAUGCAGGACAAUCCAGACUCAAUGGUGGCCACCCAGGUGGUUGUCACAUCCAAUGGGGCAAAUGACCAUGGCUACAUCACUUGUCCUACCCACCUGGAUGACUACGGACCAUCAGACGGGGAUCUAGUGUUACAGGGAACAGAUAAUUUUCUCAAAGCUCAUGCUGACAUGUAUCAAUCUGCUCAACAGUAAUCUUAGUGUAAGCUUCUGGUGUUAUCCAUCAAUCAGACUUUUUGUUUUUAUCAGAGAUCCUUUCUGGACUCAGCUAUAGAUUUAUCUUAAUUUUGAGUGACUGACCUUGAACUAAUUUGAAGAUGACACAUGGGUCAGAUGUGUUAAAAUCUUUUGAACAACUUCUUCUCAAUACCCAUGAGGACUACGGUCAAGAUAUUGGUCAGUCAAAUUGGUCGGUCAAAUUGGUCUUAUGUGUUAAAAUCUUUAAAUUUCUUAUUUUCAUUAAUCAAGAUGCCUAGGGUCAAGAUACUUGGUCAGUAGUGUGCUGUGGUGAAAGGGAUGUUCAGUUGAAUGAUCUUGAUUUACUUCCAAGGUCACCAAAAUGUGUUUUAAUUUAUCUAAAUAAUAAACUUAACCUACUCUUAUAUUUGAACAGAUUUCCUGUUUCAUUUAAACAUCUUUUGACAUCUUAUCCAAAUAAACUACUGCAUUUUUCCUUUUUGUUUGUUUGAACUGUAGAAUGAUAAUACCAUAAUACUACUGUAAGCUCCAGAUUACACAAAAAUCUGGUGAAUAUGAUAAAAAAUAUUGUUGAUGAAGUUACAUUUUACAAAGGUACAUUGCCAUUUUGGCUGGAUAUUGCAUUUAUAGUUGAUUUCUAAACAGAUUCAACUUACUUGUUGUGUACAUUUGGUUUAAUGUACAAAUUCAGUAAGUAUGCUUCAUGGCCUAAUUAUAUAAGUCUGACUACUGCUGGAAUAUAAUUUAGUGUUUGCUUAACCACUGACCAGAACUAUAUUUUCUUAUUCUCAAAUGGAAGACUAUAUAUAUAGGCACAAAAUGUAUGUUUUCACUAAAGUAAAAACAGAGGCACUAACAAUGAUUUAUAUGGGAUAAGAAUAUAUAUCAUUGCUAGCCCCAGUGGUCCAAAGGAUUCUGAUUUGAUGGGAUUUA